CUCUCUCUCUCAAUCAAAAUUCUCCCAAUCAAAGAGCUCUUGCAAUCUUCCUUCUGAUGGUUUCGCCCUUCCGUUUCUCGGGCGGCCGAAUCUUGCCACCCUAUCUUUUUAGAUCUCCAUCGAUGGAUUCCUCAUUCCGUCAUCACAAUCAUCCCUAAAAUUUCCAAAUUCCACCUUCCCCCUAUUCACCAGAUCCCAGGCCCAGGGCCAUUCCUCUCAUUCCCAGGGGGCUGAAAUGUUCAACAAAAUCAUAAAGCGCGGGACACGCAAAACUCCCAAAUCCGACACCGGCGUCCCCGCCGCGGACUACCCAUUCACAUCGUCCCGCAAUUCCGCUCCCGUCACCGUCAACCAUGCCUCGCGAACCACCGUCUCCUCCUCCGUCAAUCAACCCCCAUCGGGCCCCACCACAGCCCCCGACCGGGCUCCGCCGUCCCCUGUAUCGGACGGCAUCGUCGAGAUCCUCCCCCACUUCCGCGACGUGGCCGCCUCCGAUCGCCCGGCUCUCUUCCUCCGCAAGCUCCAGAUCUGCUGCCUCCAAUUCGACUUUUCCGACACGCUGAAAUCCAUCCGCGAGAAGGAGACGAAGCGCCAGACCCUCCUCGAACUCGUCGACUUCGUCCAGUCCGGGCCCGUCGGCAAGCUCUCCGAGUCCGUACAGGAAGAGCUCAUCCGUAUGAUAUCCAUCAACAUCUUCCGCUGCCUCCCGCCCGCCUCCCACGAGAACACCGGCGCCGACGCUGCGGCAGACCCUGAAGAGGACGAUCCCUAUCUCGAACCUUCAUGGCCCCACCUCCAGAUCGUCUACGAGCUGCUCCUGCGCUACGUCGUCUUACCUGAGACCGACAUCAAGAUUGCCAAGCGCUAUAUCGAUCACUCGUUCGUCCUCAAGCUGCUUGAUCUGUUCGAUUCGGAGGACCCACGUGAGCGCGAAUACCUGAAGACUAUCCUCCACCGCAUCUAUGGUAAGUUCAUGGUCCACCGUCCCUUCAUCCGUAAGGUGAUCAACAACAUCUUCUAUCGGUUCAUCUUCGAGACGGAGCGGCAUAGCGGGAUUGGAGAGCUGUUGGAGAUCCUCGGGAGCAUAAUUAAUGGCUUUGCAUUGCCGAUGAAGGAGGAGCACAAGCUGUUUCUGGUGCGCGCCCUGAUCCCAUUACACAAGCCGAAAAUGAUCGGGAUGUAUCACCAGCAGCUGUCGUAUUGCAUCACACAGUUUGUGGAGAAGGACUACAAGCUGGCUGAUACGGUUAUAAGAGGGUUGUUGAAGUAUUGGCCCCUCACCAACUGCCAGAAGGAGGUCCUGUUUCUAGGGGAAUUGGAGGAGGUUCUGGAGGCUACGCAGGCUGCGGAGUUCCAGCGUUGCAUGGUCCCGCUUUUCAGGCAGAUUGGCCGCUGCCUCAACAGCUCUCAUUUCCAGAUUGCGGAGCGGGCCCUCUACCUCUGGAACAAUGAGCACAUCGUAAGCUUGAUCGCCCAGAACCGUAAUGUCAUCUUCCCCAUCAUCUUUGAAGCACUCGAGAAGAACAUGCAGAGCCAUUGGAAUCAAGCGGUUCAUGGGCUGACAGCGAAUGUCCGAAAGAUGUUCCUAGACAUGGACCAUGAGUUAUUCGAGGAGUGUCAGCAGCGGUAUAUAGAGAAAGAGGCGAAGGCCAAAGAGUUGGAGGAGCAACGGGAACUUGCAUGGAAAAGACUGGAAGCCGUGGUUGCGGCCAAGGAUGGGGCAGAGGAGAUGGUUUUGGUCAGUUAGAUAAAUUCUUUGGGUUUUGGAUCUGUCCAAAUUGGAUAUGAUGCAGUGAGUAAUUGUAAUUUAAAAUGUAUCAUUUGGGUUGAUAUGCUGCUGUUCAUGAACGAUUGGUUGUGAAAUUCUUUUUGUUAUUUUGAUUGAGAGAAAGUGCAAUUUCUCUCCCAAGCUUUUA
Messenger RNA from Magnolia sinica, 1916 nucleotides. RefSeq names its product serine/threonine protein phosphatase 2A 57 kDa regulatory subunit B' beta isoform-like. The record is from RefSeq and is a predicted model, not a curated record. NCBI's taxonomy places the organism in Eukaryota, Viridiplantae, Streptophyta, Magnoliopsida, Magnoliales, Magnoliaceae. Gene Ontology annotation, molecular function: protein phosphatase regulator activity. Gene Ontology annotation, biological process: signal transduction. The transcript is spliced from 2 exons. Bases 236 to 1747 code for a protein of 503 amino acids. Gene Ontology annotation, cellular component: protein phosphatase type 2A complex.